AUGGUGCGAAGUGGCUCAAACCUGGUCAAACCAGGCUGGAAAGUGAGGGAAGCCGAUUCGGGAGGGAUGGAGGCAUGGUGGCACAAAGGCCAAUAUAAUAGGGCAAAAGGAUACGGAAUAGUCUCAAGUCAGCCGGUGGUAGGGCACCAAGAAGAAUGGAUUCCCCUCUGUCUCUGUCUUGACGUUCUCCUUCUCCAGGAUCCCACUUUGAAGACUCGAUUCAAGCGCCCGCCAACCGCAGCCAGCAUCAGCACCAAGCACCCCGGGGCUCGCACGACUCGCACGACUCCUCCCACCAGAAACACGCCCGUGCCUCGCCCCUUUCCACCACCCAUUCACGCCCACGUCGCUGCUACUGCCGCUGCCGCUGCUGCACCAUCCACCAUCAACACCACCAUCAACACCACCACCAACACCACGGAGCCUGCAUCAUUCGAUCACAGCCAUCUAUCACCGCGGGCGCUUGAAAAACAACCUGCUAGAGAUGCACCUGGACUGACUCCGAAGACCCAUCAUCCCCAUCCUCCCAUUUCCGACCCACGAUCAUUGACCUCGUCCUACGCCGAACCUGCGCCUCCUGCCGACUACCUCCUAUACCAACAGAAGCCUCUUCCCCCUCCGCCUGCACCUUCACAAGCUCCUAGUUCGUACAGAAGAUCCUUCCUCGAAGCGCUGCUCCCGCGGCAGAGCCCAAAAAGAACCAUUCCACCCGACAACCGCUCUGCUGCCUCACGUGUCCUCAAUCCCAUCAACCACGUCCCCCGUCCUACUCCAGUCCGCGUCCAACCUCAACGACCUCAGCUGUCCACCGACGUGGGUGCCGGUGCUCGCGGCACCGGCGAAGUCCAUACUCUUCUCAGCCUCCCCGAACAACGUCGCUCACGUCAACAUUCUCCCACAGACCCUAUCGUCGAACACAGUCCUCAUCUAACUCCAACGGGCGACAGGACCAGCAUCGGGCUCCCUUCGAAUCAACAGCGCGGCAAUAAUUUUCUUCCAGAGUCUUCCUCUCGAGGUGUUGGACUGAUGGUGGACUUGGAAAAGCAAGAUCCUAGUGAUCUCAAGCCACCUGAACGGGCACACACAGUUCCUACGUCCAAAUAUAAUGUAGACAACGCGUCCACGCAGCAAGGACCCUCUGUGCUAGGCCAGAGCUACGGCGUCAACCCGCUCGAUCAACCUUUACAACCUCCUAGGCGCAUUACCUCUCACAAGUCACUGAAACGUGCACAGUCCGCAGCCUCGAUACACUCCUCUGCAUUCGGCGGGAGAGCCUACACAGACAGCGGCCAUCCUCCGAAUACGGCAUCCCUAGAAGACGUCGAAAGAGGAGCAGCGAAUGGAGAUGAAGACAGCGACGUCGCCGAGGAACUCGCUUGGGGUCCGUCUCAUCCAUGUUUCCCGCAUUACAAUCCACACGUCCCGUUACACUCACGCGAAUACGCCGCCACCCGCAUCAUCCGCAUCCGUCGCGACUGGAUGGUGGUAGGCGAUCUCGCUCCUACAUUCUCAAAUAUAUACCCCGAAAUCCUCGACCCGUUAAUGCAAGAACAAGAAUUUCGAUAUGUAAUAGAACACAUCAAUCAAACUCUCUGUCAAGCAUAUGACCCAUUCUCGGCGUGGAACUGGUUUGAUGGCAUAAUGGGUGUAUUAACAGGUUGGUUCUGGGAAGAUUUCCGGCCCUGGGGAAUCAAAGGCGCUCUGAGGGGAUUAGAAGAGUGGUUGGAGGAUUGGAAUCAUACCGUCGGUGCCCGGGACGGGGUGAAGAUUAUUCCCUUGAGGAGGACCGGAUACAUGAAUCUGGAUAUACAGAUUCCGGAUCCUCAGGUUAGAGUUGUGGGGGAAGAUGGGGAGAGUCAAGGCCCGCGACCUAAUACGCAAGGAACCGGGACAGCGACUGUACCUCCGCAGAGUGCAACGGCUGGUGCAACGAGCAAGGCACGUUGA
Fonsecaea multimorphosa CBS 102226 is the source of this 1947-nucleotide messenger RNA. RefSeq lists its product as uncharacterized. Lineage: Eukaryota; Fungi; Ascomycota; Eurotiomycetes; Chaetothyriales; Herpotrichiellaceae. Gene Ontology annotation, biological process: peptidyl-L-cysteine S-palmitoylation; protein targeting to membrane. The record is from RefSeq and is a predicted model, not a curated record. The transcript has 2 exons. Gene Ontology annotation, cellular component: endoplasmic reticulum palmitoyltransferase complex; extrinsic component of endoplasmic reticulum membrane. The coding region runs from base 1 to 1947 and encodes 648 amino acids.